This is a messenger RNA of Plodia interpunctella (Indianmeal moth), 2433 nucleotides long. RefSeq lists its product as uncharacterized. Lineage: Eukaryota; Metazoa; Arthropoda; Insecta; Lepidoptera; Pyralidae. The record is from RefSeq and is a predicted model, not a curated record. Bases 201 to 1844 code for a protein of 547 amino acids. The transcript is spliced from 8 exons.
AAAUAACCCUCAGUGGUAUUUCAGCCUUGCUACGCGACGGUGAUCAAUCUUCAAUUGUGCGAAUAAGUUCGCUGCAACUAUUGUGAAUAGUUUUAAAUUGAAGAUCAGUGAAAGCCUGCUGUUUGAGACAACCUGACCUGCCAGAAGCAGCUGUUUUGAAUUUUGAACUUAAUAAUUUGAUCUAACAAAACCUAAACAAGAUGCUCGCCAGACCAUCCAUGGAAAUGCAAUCUGAGGAGACUCCCGUGGCGCUGCAGCGUCUCUGGAACCUGACCCGCGCUCGUCUGGCCGGGACUUCCACGGCUUUGGAUUCGGAGCCCGCGCUGGUUGAGGAAACCCUAUCCACCCAGAAAAAUGAAGCCACGCCGAAGGUUCACCAGACUGCUGCCAGCGACUAUGAGAGCGAUGGCGAAGAUGCUUUUCCUGGAUUUGAAUUGACUGAGUCUCAUGAUAUUCCAAUCAGAAGUUUCUGGGAUGAACGAGUGGUUGACAAAGAGGUUCUACUUGAUGCGAGUAAACUGGGAGAUGUCCCCGCUGUGUACCGCGUGCCUGCGCCGGCGCCGCACCAAAUGCCCGUGAUCGGCGUAUACAUCGACCCUCGCGUCCGAACCGGCUUCCGAUACAAAGUCCGUCCGAUGCAGGGUAUAGAUGCGGCGCCUCUGUCUGUGAAGCCAAGAUAUUUGUUUGACGGGAAGGCCCUGACUCUGCAGUCCAUUGGCCGUGGGUUCGCUCGACGCAUGACUUUCGAACCAUACAACUGUACACUCAAUGAGAAUGAGAACUACUUCUGGACAGAUUCGAGACCUGAAGGGUUUGUGUUUGAGAUCGAAGCUGUGUCAGUCGGAGACAAAUUCACAAUCUAUGACGCAAACCACGAGCCGCAGGGAAUCUUGGAAGUUGUGCAGCAGCAGAAAAAUCAAGUGGAACUGGAGCAGAACAUUUUGAAAGAUGACACGAUUGUGAAGAAGGUGAAGUUAAAUACUUUGUGCAAAGUGGAAUGGUAUGAGAACGACGGCGCCACAAAACUGGUGCCGGUCACUGGAGUGGCCAUCUUGAAGAAGGGCCGAGGUAAAGCCGUAGUGGAGAGAGUGCUCAACGUCGCUAUAGGAAUCAAGCAACUGAAGAAGGGGUAUGAAUUAAAGCCAGGCAUUGAAUCCUCGUCCAGGAGGAUCACCGUCAAUGGAAGUGAUAUCAAAGACAUUCCGUGCCAAUACUGCGUUGUUGGUCUUGAAAAAUAUGAAAUCCCUGUUAUAGGAACAUACGUGGAUCCACGAGUCGUGCCUGGCUUCCAAUACCGCGUGCGGCCGGCGGGUAGCCGCCGACACCUGUUUGGAGGUCGCAGCCUGCUGCUGCAGUCUGUCGGCAUGGGCUACGGCAAGCGUAUCACCUUCAAGUCCGACAGCCUCAACUCUCCAGAGAACUAUUUCUGGUCCGACUCCCAUCCAGAAGGCAUCGGGAUGGAAACACGCGCUAUCCACCCCGGGAUGAAAUUCUCCAUCACAGGCAACGGGGGUCUUCUGGGAGAAGCCAGUGUAUUCAGAGCUGAUCUGCCGCAAGUAGAGGAGAAAACGGUGUUCGUCGACGUGCCAGGGAAACGCGGGCAAGCCGUGGAGAAAUAUGUGCACGUGGACGUUACGUGCCACGUCAAACUGGCCACCACCGGUGGCGGCACCGUUGACUCGGAAGUUCACCUCAUGAAAGUGUCAGGAGUGGCGCUCGUCCGAAAGGAACCAGACAGCUCAGUCGCAAAACUGGUGAAGGUGUUCAACGUGGGAUUAGACUCUCAGUUGAACCUGUUGUUCGCCCACUCACAGACCGAGCUGACUUUCCAUCCUCUUCCCUAAACGUCGCUUUGAGGCUCGAAUGGUGUUGCAACACUGGCGGCAGUCUGGCCCGCGGAGAAGUGUUGCAACGCUACAAAAUUCACCUGGCGCGACAUGGGCUCCGUCAAAUUCCAAUCGAUUUGGUCAAGAGUUUGCAACCGAGGGAUAUUUUGAUCCCAGUGCCGUGCGCACAGUAGGAACAUGCGAUUCGGUUGUAGAGUCGUCACGGCUAUUACUCUCGAUAUCGAUAUCUGUUAUCGAGAGAUCGAAUAUCACCAGUGUAUAAAGCGAACAUGUAGUUAGUUUGCCAACAACAUCAAGAAUAUCAUUGAAAUGUCAUCAAGUAAUUGCAAUACUAUCUGUAAAUUCAUUACAGCAGCGUUUAAAUUAGUUUAUUUAUUAUUAUUGUCAGUAUUUUUAAAAUUAUUACAUUAUUUAAUUGAUGUAUGUUACUAUUGUUUAUAGUUGCUCUUGGAGAGAGAGCAGUAAAAGACUAUUAAUUGUGAAUUAUUUUGAAUAUGACUUUUUAAAAUUGUAUUCUUUUUCGAUAAUAAUAUUCUCCUAUUUUGUCUCGAAUAUUAUAUUUUAAUAAAGAAAUAAAUUAUGAAAA